Messenger RNA from Pelagomonas calceolata, 2302 nucleotides. NCBI's taxonomy places the organism in Eukaryota, Pelagophyceae, Pelagomonadales, Pelagomonadaceae. The record is from the annotation of a GenBank genome assembly.
CGCCCCUGCAGAUUCAGCGCAGCAUUAAGCUGCGCGCGCGUACGCAUUGAUCGUCAGCUACGGUCAGAAGUUCGGCAGUACACCAAUCUUUGCCCGUGCUCAGCCAGAGCCGCUAACUCUGCGAAUCCGCGACGUAUUUUGAAUUUUACAGCUGAGCUUGUUUUGCAGCAGCAAAAAGCGCCGCGCUCACGCCAUCGCUGCAAUGGUUGCCACCCGCAGCGCGCGGCGCGCAACUGCUAGCCAAAAGAGCCAAAUCUCGCGCGCCAAAGUCGUCCUCGCAGUCCUGGCCGCCGUCGCGUUUCAACUUUUGCUCACGUCGCUGGACCUGCCCCUACUUAAAGUAGGCCGCAACCUCUUUUCCUCAAGCACGCCGGCCCCGCUGCCGCCGAAGUACGCCUGCGACGAUUUAGCAGAAAAACUAACAGUAGUAGUGACCGUCAAGGACGCGUGUAGCCAGAUGCCGGGCUUCGUGAAAGCAUUGGAGCCCGUCGUCGGUACUAGUACAUCAUUAAUACUGACUUAUCCAAACCUGACGGCCUGCGAUCCUUCUGGUUUGCAGGUGGAUUUGGCGCCGUGGCGCGACGUCACGACGGUACCCUUACCGCCUUCGUCAUCACCGAUGCGCGGCUGGUCCGAUUCGGUCGGUCUCAUCAAGACGGAGUUCGCGUUGCUUUUGCGUCGCUUGUCGGCGUCCGAUUUCUGCGUCGCGGCGAUGGCGUGGGGGGGCACGAACUCGUCACCGCGUCGCGGCGAGAGCGCCUCUGACGCCAUCGACGCGUUCCCGCAAUAAUAGUACUCCCGCGCAGACAACGACGGCUACGCCCUCGACCCGCACUUCGCUUGUGAACUCGUGGGAGCGCUCCAAGCGCGAGAUUCUACGUACGUCGUCGCCGCGCCGAUGCUCUACGAAUCUAAAUCAGACGGCUCCCUAGCAGCACACGCCACGCAAACGAAACUCAGGUGGCAGGACGGGUACGUGCGGCACGACCAUUCUAUUGCGAGAGCACUAAACAGAGGACGAGACUUCCCGGAAGGCGAUCAAACUGAUUUCCUGGAAGACCACGGCUUUGUGGUGCGAACGGCCGCGAUCGGCGAUCUGGUCGAUCCCCACGCUGCUUAUACCUUGGAGUACCUGGACAUGAUCCUAUCGCUGAAAGCUCAAAAUAGAAGGGUCGUCUUCGUGCCGACGGCGCGCCUCGAGUUCAGAAUAGCCGAGUUCUCGUGGCGCGACGUGCCCUACUUCAUGUAUAAAAGAUCGGAGGCGACUUGUCAUGGUACUAGAGACUACUUAUCCCGAAAAUGGCGCGCGCAGUUCCCGAACACGGGCUUCUGGACCUACAUCAAGUAUACGAUCGUCGAGAGCCAUACCUAUUCUCACUUAGAAAAGUUACCUAUGAAGUACCAGCUGCAGUUAUUUUUAGCUUUCUUCCAGAUGGCCGGCUACAAUAGGUAUGAUGAUAGAGCCUAUGUCGAGGUAUUGGAGGCCAUCGACGGAGGGACGCUCACUACACUGGAGGUGAACGCGACGCGUCUCACGGCGAGGAACGCCGUAUUAGACACGGUGCGGAAGAACGCGACGGCCUCCGACCUGUUACCUCAGGUAGGAAAGAGCUGGCUGCCGGCGCUCGAGGCCGAUCUACCUUUGGAGUACAUGCCCUUCGCCACGAUGGUGUUCGCGUCGCCGUUCACGUGCGACGUCGUCCUGGGCGACGGGCCGGGCCAGUUCCCGCGGGAUUUGUGCGGCGUCGCGGUCGAGAAAGGUUCAGGCGAGCACUGCCACGACGGCGACUGCCACUCGCACCACGAGCACGGCGAGGCACACGCGCACGACCAUGGCGCGAGUGAGGCCCAUGCGCACGACCACGGCCACGGCCACGGCCACGGCGGCCACGGCGGCUGCGAGUGCUACGUCAACCUGCCGACCUUCAAGUCGCGCAACUGGGUGGGAGAUGUGCUCGCGAAAAUGGCGUCUCUACUGAAGGUGCCGAGCCGCGUCACGACGUAUUUAGAGCUGUUCCUCGGGUCGGACCACGCCGCCGCGGCACACGUCGCGCCCCUCAUCGCCGGCGUCGAGCCCGUCGUCCGACAGUGGGCGCUCGAGGAGCGAGACGUCUUCACCGAUAUUCGUUUAUAUACGUGUGGCGGGGCCGCGACGGCGACGAGUCCUAUUCUAGAACCCUGCCCCGCGGUGCCCGUCGCCUUCGGAGUUGGUGAUAGGGUCGUCCACUUCAGCGGGCGGCCGGCGGCGCCGGGCGAGGUGGUGGAGGCGCUGGCGGCGCUCUAAGUAUGUGUUUAUACAUCA